Messenger RNA from Symbiodinium necroappetens, 399 nucleotides. The record is from the annotation of a GenBank genome assembly. NCBI's taxonomy places the organism in Eukaryota, Dinophyceae, Suessiales, Symbiodiniaceae.
AUGGCCUUGCCGAUGAAGAACGCGAUGAAGGUCAUGAAGUCCAGUGCUAUGAAGGCCAAGACUAGCAUGAAGGCUAAGGCAAUGAAGGUCAUGAAGAAGAAGGCCGUGUCAAAGAUCGCCAUGGGCAAGCGCGCGAAGUCCGUCGUCUUCCGUGGCAGCAAAGAGAAGACCUCGGGUGGCCUCGCGAAGUCUCAGUUGAUGAAGAACAAGCGAGGCAAGGUUGUCAGCAAGAAGAUGCACGCGAAGGGGAAGACGAUCCAGAAGUUCGUGCAGCGUUGGCUCGACUCCGUGAUGACGGCCCGGAAGGAGCUGGGAAUCAAAGGCUUCUGUGCAGUGGGUGGCAAGAGUGCCCAGGGCAAAGCCCUGUAUGCCAAGGCGAAGGCGCUUUAUGCAGCCUGA